CCUUGCUGGGCUCCUGUAGUGUUUCGCUUCAACCUGUACCAACAUAACGGCCAGCAUGACACUUUCACAAGUAUUCGUUUUUCAGGUAGCAGUGGCAGUCAUUGCGGCCCAGACAAGGUCUGAGUACACCAGAUUCUACCAACCAGUUCCCUCUCAACCAAGCAACGCGUACAACCCGUCCAACUCUCAACCAGCUGCCUACUCGCGUCCACAGCCCAACAACUACGCUCCCGGCCAGCCGUACAUCUACACACCAUCUUCUCAGCCGUACGGCUUCAAUCAACAAGCCAACAACCCGUCCUACCCUACGGGAGGGUACAACAACGCCCCUGUGUACCAACCCCAGGCCAGCAACUACGGUCCUUAUAGCCCAGUUAAUCUAUUCUAUGGUGCAUACAACGCAUACCCAGCGAACAGUUACCAGAACUGUACUGACCAGACAUGUAAGAACACUGAAUGCUGUGAAUUUAACGGACUAAGGUAUGUGUGUGUUGCACAGUCCAGUGCAGUGACCACAGCUGCUCCUGGAGCUGUCUGUGCCAGACCCAAGCGAUGCUAUUCAAACGGUGACUGUCCAUCCGGCCAUUGCUGCGUCCAGAGGCUGGAUACUGUGGCCACGACUGACCCCAACUACAAUAACAUCUACGCACCGGGCUACAAUGGUUAUAGGGGAAACAGUUACGGGGGAGGCUACAAUUCGUACAAUAACCCACUUUAUAAAAAUGAACGAGGCGAAUGUCUCGCUGCAGCGAGCAAUAAUAAUGACUGCAGACGUCCAGUGGAGGGCUCAGCCACCAACUACUGUCCAUGCUCAGCCAGUGGGGAUGUGUGCAAGUUUACUCCAGAGAACCCAGUAGUAGGUAAAUGUACAGCUAGUGCUGGCAAGAAAUAAAAACAGAGAUUUUUUUUUUUUAAAUUAUUAUUAUUAUUAUUUUUUUUUUUUAGUUUCAUUGCUUUCUGUAUGUGUGUAUGUGAAAUAGUUGCAUUGCUUCUAGGCAUUAAUAAAAUGAUAUUUCUGAA
Molecule: messenger RNA, 1020 nt
Organism: Biomphalaria glabrata
Lineage: Eukaryota; Metazoa; Mollusca; Gastropoda; Planorbidae
Exons: 6
Coding region: 56-892 (278 amino acids)
Source: RefSeq, a predicted model, not a curated record